Molecule: messenger RNA, 3926 nt
Organism: Filobasidium floriforme
Lineage: Eukaryota; Fungi; Basidiomycota; Tremellomycetes; Filobasidiales; Filobasidiaceae
Exons: 19
Coding region: 111-3926 (1271 amino acids)
Source: RefSeq, a predicted model, not a curated record
UGCGUGGUUUUUCUAUUCAUAUACUGACACUCGUAAGCCCCCGCGUUAUAUUAUUAUUGGUCAACAUCUCCACGCUUUCGCGCAAGAGGCCGCCCAGACUGCGCCAGAGAAUGGCCUCACUCGGCCAAGACUUGAACGGUAUCAUCGACAAACCGGAACCUAGCUCAAAGAGGAGCUUGGAGCUGGACGACCUCGAACGCCGCAGCCCCUUCUCGACGAGCAACGCCGACGACUUCGAACGUUCCACCCGCUUCUCGAAAACGAAUGCGGACCGCUUCUCGAAGAGGAACGCUGACGACCUGGAACGCUUUAGCGGCUUCUUGAAGAGGAACACCGACGACCUGGAACGUUCCAGACGCUUCUCAAAGAGGAACGCGGACGAUACACAGGUCGAUAUGGAGGUCGACGGACAAAAUUGCACAAUCCGACAAGGUGUCGAGGUGGUCAAACUUGAUCUCGAGAACCUUCCUGCUCAGCCAGAUUUGCCGGUGCACACAGACAGGAUCCCCUUCGACUGCAUUACAGUGGACGAUCAGAAGACCAUCCCCAUGAAUGGUUUCAGCGCGCUUCCGUUUAAGGGCCUGAUCUACAGACCACUAUUUUCGCCUAAUUUCAAUAUCAUUUCAAUAGGUCGCGAUCGGAUAAUACAUAACCCUCUGGUCCCCCCCCCUGCGUACUUCGAAUUCCCCUUUUCCCAAAUUCUCUUCCCCUACGUCAUGCCCAAGGCACCCAAGGAACCCAAGAGCCGACAGUCGUCGAAACCCCCAGGCUCCGCUCCUAGAGCCUCGACUCGCGCUGAGAGGAUCGGGACUGGCGAGGAUCGACAGGCUGCGAGUAGUUCCGCAAGUGUUCCUGCCCUCCCCGGACUCCAAUCUUCUUCCUCUCAACCCCAACCACGGCAAUCGUUUUUGUCCGGUCUCUUUCAAGGAUCGUUAUCUCCUCCCCCGGCUCUAUCAACCUCCAACACCGCUCCAAUCAACUCGCAAGCUCAACCAGCUUCGUCCUCCCUCCCCGCAUCGACAUCAGCGACUCUUCCAGCUCGACCGGCUCCUCGUCCGCGCCCCGACGCCGACAGACCUGAUGUUCGCGCUCCUCCCCAAGACGAUCUCCUCGCGAAUCCGUUUCUCGAUCGUGAUCUCAAUCCGCGUCAAGUCGAAGCCGACUGGGACGCAAGGAUCGCUGCAUACGGUAUCGGCGAUGAUGCAGAACAAGGAGGUCUCGGGGAUGUUUUGGGCGGGGGUUUGUUGGGAAGUGACGAACGGAUGGAGGGGAUGGAGUUCCUUUUGACAAGCCAAGAACGAGAGGAACGCGAACGUCAAGCCCGGGGCAGUGAAAAAGACGAGAGCGAAGUGGAGGACGAGGAAGACGAUCCGAUGGAUGGUACGGUGUCGGCUCAAAGGUCUCAACAGGCCAAACUUCCUACCCCUCAACCUCCGGCCGGCUUGCAGAUGCCUGCAGGAUCUAUCCCGGUCGCUACCUCCGCCGCCAGGACCAUGGUUCCACCUCCAGCCUCAUCUUCGGCUGGGCCCGCUACUCCCGCCUCAAAAUCCUCUCGACAACGAGCAACACAAGGUGUCACACCUGCGGUUCGUUUAGUGCUGGACUGGCCUAUCUUGCAAUAUCAAGAUUACGAGUACAACCUGAACGAGGAGCCUCAUCUCCUUGCCGGCAUUUUGAACGAGUUGCCCGAUAAUUCUGAGGCCACUGAUUCAAACCAACGUCAAGUAGCUUGGGACGAAUGGGAGAUCGGACAAACCAUCGCCAACCUCGACCGGACAAUGCCCGACCAGAUCAGGGAGGGUUUACGAAUUCUCGGCGAACGCAGACAGCGUGAUCGGCAGGAAAGACACAGGAAUGCGCAAGCACGAGAAAACGAGCGACUCGCUCAACUCAUCCGAACUGUUGCUCCGGCCGCGCCUGCCACCACCACGUCUCGACCGGCUACGGAGUCAGGCGCUCGCAGCGAUGCCCUCGACCCCGCCGGAUUACCACUCGAUCGACCCAGCCGGGCAGAUCGAGGACGAGAGGCGACGAUCGAGGUGAAGACCGAGGGCGUCAAAAGAGAACGGAUGGCUAUGCCACCAACUCCUCCGCUGCGACGUCGAAACCUCCAACAGCAGCGGGAUGAUGCUGAGUUUGUUCCUCGACCGGUUCGCCCAGAGCAAGAGAACGAGGAAGCUACGCGUGGCCGUCGUCACGAGAUCUUCAUGGAAGCGGCGGACCUGGGCAGCGACGAGGAGAUACGCAUCGUCGAGCCUCCCGCACCGGCACCGGCGCCGGCCGCGCUCGAGCGAAGGAUCGUGGUCGCCCCCAACCUCGCCGUUAGACGUUUGCCGUCGCGAUCCCAAUAUCCCGAGCUCUUCGUUCAAGUGGGCGAGAACACCACCUGGACCUACAUCCUCGACGUCGACGAUCACCCUCAGGAUAUCAUCGACCGCCUCAAGCUGGCCACAAGGACAUCGGACCCCAAGGAGCAGAAGAGAAUUCUCGAGGGAAUGUUCCUCGGCAAGCACUCCGCCCCUGCCAAUGUCAUCAAAGCUCGCCAGAAUUGGCUUGAGUCACACGGCAUCGAUAUCCACGGUCCCGGCUGGAACAACACUAUGCGCAAGAAGUUCGGUCUGGUGACGUCCACCGGCCAUGCCAUCGCCUCCGCCAUCGCCAAGAACAAGAAGGGUACGAACAAGGACCCCUUGAACGAUCCUCCCUGCGUCCAAUGCCAGCGACGGUUCAACGAAGGCGAACUGGAUAAAAGGAGUGCGCCUUGUCGGUCUCGAUCUUGGAAACACGGCUGCACAAACUGUGUCACGUUCGGGCAGCACAACGCCUGCUCGUUGAAAGACUCCAAUCAAGCAACCGUCUACGAGCAAUACGCUCUUUUGGUCACGAAGCAGGCCGAGUCGUUGUUGAAUUUCAACAUCGCUCGUACCGCCGAGACUCUCCGAGCAGCCCACGCUGGGUUCGCCGGAGCUUUCACCGCCUCCCAACAGAUGCAGUUGGCAAUGGUGCAGCUCCUCGAGGUCCUUGCGCCCGGUCUGGUGCAGCGCGGAGUUGACGUCCUCAACAAUCAGGACGUUCCUCGAGACGACACGACCCCGGCCGGCCGACACAUGAUGGCGACGUACAGGCGAGCCAUGGUGUACGACGAAACGACUCGGGAGUUCGAUCGCGACGCCGGCAACCCGCCGCCUCAGCACCCGACCCUGGAGACGUUGGUCCAGCAUAGCUUCCACGAGUCGCCAAUGGCUCAGCGACGCCAGCACCAGGCCAACGUCCGGGCUCGGAUCACUGGGGCCGACGACGAUUCGGACAGGUCGCCAUCUCCGUCUGAUCCGUCUGACGCCAUGGCCGAGGCUCGUCGUGCCGCUCGAGAAGCUCGACGACGACAAGAGGAGCGUCAAAGGCGAUACACGGAUACGAGGAAUACGGACUGCAAUUUUAAUGAAAAAAUCCUCUAUAUACAAGUCGUGUCGUUUCGAGUCAUUCACCCGACAAGGGGCCUCACACUCAUCCUCAUUUUCCACACGUCAACCGAUCAUGAGGUCACUCAUGACAAGAUCGAGAUCAUCAUGUUUUUGGAGCUGUAUCAGGCUCUGGAACGCGGAGACAGAAGACGAGAUCGACAGCCUCGACAGCCUUACUCGAUCUCCUCAUUAAGUGGGGCUCAAUACGUCCAGGAUCACCUUGUCCAUCCUCGCCGAUGCCAAGACGCCUGCGGUAUGACUCGCCAUGGGUUCAAGAAACUCUUAGCCACUCUGACCGACAAGGGACUUUUGGAGCCAUCGAAACAUGUCUCAGCUCAGGAGAUACUUGGAAUCGGUCUGCAUGUGUUCAGGCAUGCAGCCGGACACAGACAGGCUGGUAUCACCUUCAAUCGGAGUCAAGAGACGAUCAGCAAAUCCUUGUUGCUGGAUCUCAUUACUCCAUAG